AUGGUCACUUCUCAGAUAUCAGAGGAGGGUCGAGGUGUUGCUGGGAUUUCCAACAUGUUGACAAUCAGUAGAAUCCACAAUGCUUUGUCAUCAGCCUCUGGGAUGAGAAGAAUUUUGAGUAUGGCUCGGGAUUAUUCCACUAGGAGGACAGCCUUUGGAGAUUAUCUUAAGAACUACCCCCUCCACGUUCAGACUCUGGCCCGGAUGGAGGUGGAGGUGCGGGCGGCCACUCUACUCGUGCUGGAGGUCGCUCGACUACUGGGGAGGGAGGAUACUGGAAUAGCCAGUGAUCAGGAGGCUCUUAUAUUAAGAUUACUUACUCCUCUAGCCAAAUUAUACAUUGCUAAACAGGCAAUGUUUGUGGUUUUUGGAGGUCUGGAGUGUUUUGGAGGUCAAGGUUACAUAGAGGACACAGGACUGCCAGGAUUACAGGUGCUGACAAUCUGGGAGGGGACGACCAACAUCCUGUCUCUAGACGUACUGAGAGCCAUCACAAAGUCACGGGGGGAGGUGCUGGUCGCCUUCCAUGAGGAUGUCAUCUCCAAGGUUACCAAGGUCAGCAGGGUCCAGGAGUUAAAGGAUCAAGGUCACAGAGUUAAGGAGGCAACCUUACAGGUCAUGAACUUUGUACAGAAAAACCCAGAUAAAUUAAACAUGGCUGCCAGGGAUCUAGCCUACAGUCUGACCAGGAUAUACAUGGGUGCUCUUCUCCUUGACCAUGCAGUAGAGUGUGGUUUGACACAGACAGACACACAGACAGCCCGGCAGUGGUGUGAGAAAGACUUGACCCUGGUGGUGACCAAUCACAAACUCGGCCAUUAUAAUAGUAGUGAGGACGAUCUCUCUCUGGUGUAUCAACAUUACAAGGCAUAAUUGCGGACACUUAGCCACUUGUGUGAUAUGAAAAAAUAAAAAAACUUAAACUUUAAGAUGUACUCAGGAAAUCCCUUAAAAUUACAUUGAAUUGACAGUGUGUUUAUUUUCAGAUGGAAAACAGGUGAGCAGUUAAACAGUUCAAAAGUGAUUACUGGAGUUAUCUUAUUACAUAUAUUCAAUUUUUUUGGAAUUGCAUUAUUUAUCCAGAAUUGCAUAUUUUUCAU
Messenger RNA from Saccostrea cuccullata (small rock oyster), 1100 nucleotides. RefSeq names its product acyl-CoA dehydrogenase family member 11-like. Gene Ontology annotation, molecular function: acyl-CoA dehydrogenase activity. Bases 1 to 873 code for a protein of 290 amino acids. The transcript has 6 exons. NCBI's taxonomy places the organism in Eukaryota, Metazoa, Mollusca, Bivalvia, Ostreida, Ostreidae. The record is from RefSeq and is a predicted model, not a curated record.